Molecule: messenger RNA, 1386 nt
Organism: Papaver somniferum (opium poppy)
Lineage: Eukaryota; Viridiplantae; Streptophyta; Magnoliopsida; Ranunculales; Papaveraceae
Product: 2-methoxy-6-polyprenyl-1,4-benzoquinol methylase, mitochondrial-like
Exons: 9
Coding region: 229-1098 (289 amino acids)
Biological process (GO): ubiquinone biosynthetic process
Cellular component (GO): mitochondrion
Molecular function (GO): methyltransferase activity
Source: RefSeq, a predicted model, not a curated record
AUUUUCUUGUCUAAUAAGAGAUCCCCAAGACAAGACCUUCGUGUCGGUUCUGGUUUGAGAAAGCCAAAUCUAGUUUGGCUGAUUUUGGUGGUUCCACAUCAAAUUCUGCCCCCAAUUUCGUUCUUCAAAAUUCAGUUCACCUGAUCUGGAUAUAGUUCUUCAGCUGAUUUGGAUUCACAAAUACGGGGAUUCUAAAGAUCAAACUCUCCGUCAAAACUUUAAACAGAAAUGGCAUUGAGAACAUGCUCUAAAAACUUGGGAAGUAAGCUCUCGUGCAUGCUAACUCGAACUUCGCUUCUCCAUUCUCAUGCUACUAGCUUUGGAUUUAAGCAAGUACCAGAAGACGAAAAAAGCAAAUUGGUCGGUAAUGUAUUCAGUAGUGUUGCUUCAAGCUACGAUCUCAUGAACGAUUUGAUGAGUGGUGGAUUACAUAAAUUGUGGAAAGACAGGUUGGUCUCCAAGCUUCAUCCAAUUCCUGGAAUGAAGUAUCUUGAUGUCGCUGGUGGGACAGGGGAUGUUGCUUUCAGGAUUUUUGACUCCAUUAAUAGUGUCAGUCGUAGAACCACACAAGGUGCCCUCGAGGGUAACCUAGAUGACGAAACUCAGAUUAAUAUAUGCGACAUCAACCCUAAUAUGCUAAGUGUUGGUAAAAAGCGUGCUGCCGAGAGAGGCCUUGGAGACAAUCGUUCCCUUGUGUGGGUAGAGGGUGAUGCAGAAGCCUUGAAAUUUGGAGAUGGUACGAUGGAUGGUUAUACAAUUGCCUUUGGAAUUAGAAAUGUUACACACAUAGAGAAAGCCCUUUCGGAAGCUUACAGGGUACUGAAACCAGGAGGUAGAUUUCUAUGUCUUGAGUUGAGUCACGUGGACGUCCCCAUCUUUAAAAACUUGUACGACUAUUACUCGUUUUCAGUCAUUCCGGCCGUAGGAGAGUUAGUUGCAGGUGACCGGGAAUCUUACCAGUACUUAAUAGAGAGCAUCCGCAAGUUUCCUCGCCAGGAAAUGUUUGCAAGAAUGGUCGCAGAUGCUGGGUUUCAAAAGGUUGAAUACGAAAAUCUUGUUGGGGGAGUUGUUGCCAUCCAUUCCGGUUUUAAGGCUUAGUUUGGUAUUGCUGCGGCUUUUAUAAAAGCACUUUUCUGCUGUGCGUUGCUGUGAGGAAAAAGCAGUUAGACAUUUGGUAAAAUACCAGGGACGGACCCAGGAAAGAUAAAUUUCCUUUUAAGACCCGGGCUAGAAGCUUUGGUGGAGCAAAAAAAAAAAAUUUGGCUUGUGGACUGGGAAGCCUACCCGGGCCAAAGCCCCCUUUAGCCCAGCUGUAGGUCCGUCAUUGUAAAAUACUAAUUAAAGUUAAAGCUGAUUAAAAAAGUAAUCAAAGUGUGUUCGGUAAAA